UUGCAGUGUUUCGGCUCUUUUUCAUUCUGUUCGUUCUUCAGUGUUUCUUCCAAUUCUGUAUUCAUCUAAGACGAAGUUCAUAUUGCACUGCUUUAAUACAUUCCCACGGUGGAGUGUUCUGAUGAAAUUCUUUCCAAACCAGGGUCUGAAAGUUCCAGAUGGAACUGAUACUUGUUUCUUAAGGGUUCAGCAAUUGCAAAGCGGUGCAUUUUGAAAGAAAACAGCGAAUAAUCAAGGUGCUUGCAACAUAAAUAUUGUGAUGUUCUGUCAUCUCAAACUGCCUCAGUCGAUAAAAGGGUUUUCUGGAGAGCUGUGCUAGUCUUGCAGGGACUGGAGCCCUUGCUCAUCUCAAGCCUGUUGUUUUGGGGCUGGAGUUUUCUUUCGUAAGCACAAGGACAUCCAGGCACCUUGCUCCCCAUGUGAAUGUCUUGAGACAUCUUAUCCUCCAUGUGUGACCAAACCUCAACCAUACACCUGCUCACGUGAAGGAUAUUGGUAUGUAGCCACUGACUUAACCUUCUUCCAGGUGUUCUCAGGCAGAACAAUUUUUGAUCUGUUUAUGUUUGGCAUGAGAGGUAGGACAGGCUUAAAACUGUGUUACAUCCCAUUCAAAAUACAGUAAUUGCAUCAUAUUUUAUGGCCUAUAAUUUUCUGUCAUCACCACAAUGAAUGUGAAAAAAAGCAGCAGGCUCAUGUGCUCAGCUGUGUCCACACAGAAGGCCAUUCCAGCAUGAAGCCAUUCCAGCUUGAGGAUUACAGAGGCACAGGCUUGAAAUGGAGCUGCGCUUUUGUAAGUAAUCCUAGGAUUGUUUUGGUAUCUCAUUUAAGCAACUGACUGGUCUGUGGUGUUAUUUAGAAACUAAAUUUUACUGGGAUUAACCUCGGACAGGGUUUCAUCAAGUCGUGUCAGACGGUGCACUGCCUUUUCAUGUUGUUUUGAUCCUUAACAGCAAGCCUGAAAAACAUCAUCUGCAGUCACUGGCAUUUCUGAGAAGAUUCAGGCUUAAUCCCAAUCUUCCAAGAAGAUUCAAUUCAUUCUCUUGAGGACACGUGUCUUUCUUAACAUAGGAACCGUGAGCAAUUUCUGUGUUAUUUCCUAUGUUAUCUCCAAGACUGUUAGACAAGUGCUUGAAGACAGACUGGGCAGUUGGUCCCCGAGACUUGUGGUUUUAUUUGUUGGUACUUUAAGCAAAUGGGAAAUGUAUGUGCCCAUGUGACAAGUUAUGGUUAGCCAACAUCAUGGUCAGAUAUAACCACCUCCAAUUGCUCUUCACCAGCCUGGGCAGGUCUCUGCUCCUGACUGCUGCAAUUUGUCCCAGACUUAACUGUGGGAUGUUACUGCUUCCUGAAUUGCCUUGAUCCUAACUUAGUCUUUUUCUGUCAAUUAUUCAUCAACAAAAAAGGUCCAAGAGCAAAUUUGAAAAAAUAAUAUUUUAGUAAUAUUACUAAUUAUUAAGUUUUCUGAAUUGCUCAGGUCUGCUCAUGAACAGACCAAUCAAUGCUUUAAAUAUGCUUUAAAGCCAACUGUACAAUUAGGAACAACCAGAGACGUAUAAGACGUUCAGGGUUUUUCUGGGGUCACCCGAACACAGAAUGAGGGCAAGAAAACAACUGAGAGAAAUCCUGGGUAACCAUAUCACAAUUCUUUUGCAAUAAGCCUUACAAAGCAUGCAUGCAUUUGUUGAUUCAGUUUCACUACAGUGUAUAAAAUGAUUGCAUGAACUGUCAAGGUGUUGUGAAAAUAAUUCCCUAUUACAUCAAGCCUGACUAUGCAAUUCUAGCAUGGGUAAUGCCCCUAUAAACUGUGUAAUCAGAGAUAAUGGAGACAACGCAGUCGCAUGGAGGGACUUUGAACAACAAGAGGUAGCACCAGAUAAACACAAUUUUCCUCACCAGUUUUUUUUACUUGAGUAAGGUUCUUCAAGGAUACUGACAGGGAAUUAUGUUUAUCUGGCCAGGAUUACACAACAGUUGAUGUUCCCUAAUUGCUAAAAAGCAGAAUUAUGUUGUUUUUCUGAGCUCAGGAUGCCAGAACCAGAUGUCAGCUAGUAAAGUAUCUCCCUAUUCGUGUUUGCUUACCCUUGUGCUUGGCAAGCGUCAACAUUGAGAAGGUACAACAAACACACUGAGCAUACCACCUGGCACCUUGCACAUGUGUGAAAGCAUCAGAAGCACGAGAGCAAGAGUUAGAGGAAUGGCAUGCACUGAUUUCCAAGGAUGUGAUUAACAACAAUCAAGCCGGUGAGAGCUGAGAAACAUGUUUCUUGUGUUCUCAUGUGUCACAGAGAAGGUGACUUGUUGACAGAAGACAUACACCCGACAACAGAAUGGCAGCAGAGGGGAUGCAGCACAUCUCAUGGGUUGUUCCUGUUAUCCCAUGAGGAGGACAAGUUACAAGCCCAAACAAGAAAAUGAAAGAUGCUGACCCGCAAUGUUGUCUAAUAUUUACAAAACUUGAAGUAAAUAAGACUCAGAGGCAAAAUAUCACACCACAGUAUCUUUCAACUCCUAAAUGAUCUCAGGUGUCUGUCCAAGAACAAGCUGACCUUGGGACUUAUGAGGAACCCAGAAGGCAUGCUGAGGACCCAACAGCUGGCAAACCUCGCCUUCCAUGACACAUGCAGGUGACCUUGGCCAGAGCACUUGGGCACACAUAUCUUGGCCCUGAUGAGAAUGAAUAUCUGAUGUGAAUAUAUUGAUUGAUUCUUUACUUGCUUAGGAAGUCAAAUAAAAUGUCUUUUUGUUUCUAAACAGUCUUGCCUUUUCUUUCAUUAGUUCCUACAACAGUACUGUACAAACGUCCCAUGAGCAUGAUUAUACAGUUUAAUUUUAAGAUGCCUAUGAUAGUCUACUUAAUAUUUGGUUAUAUGCCCUACCAGGUAUCAGGAGGCCCUGACAUAGUAGGUUAAAACCAUUGAUGAUUCACAGUUCUGUCAAAUGGACAAGCACAACAGUACCACAACAGUACGACAACAGUGCUAUUCUUUUCUACACUUGCACCUAUAUGUCAAAAUGCCCAGCUCUGAUCUGCCAAUCUCAGAAACUACUAAGGUCUCCAUUCUCAGUAAAAGGCUAGCUGCUCCUGGUUGGUAACUUCUCUUCUUCCUGCCACAGAUACAAUAAGUACCAGUGCAAAAUUUCAUAUUGCAUCUCUAGCAAUACUUACUAUUAGCAUCUGGUACCUCCCCUGGAUAGCUACUAUCUAAUGGAGGUAGAAGGCAAAUAAUUGUGGAUGAAGUAGCUGACCAUGCAAGUAAAAUGCCUGUCUUGGUGCUGUGGAAGGAAACCAGAAGGUAAAGCAGGAAAACACAAGCCAUGUGGUGCUUUCUCCACCCACAGGGUAUUUUUAAAAGUAUUCUUGGAUUGCACAAUGGAAUUGUCCUCUACACGAAGCCCAUCUUAUGUGGUGGGAUGUUGGUGUACACAGGGUGGGGAAGACAUUUUAAAAGCCCAAAUGAGACCCAGGGACAGAAGUAAGGUAAUGAAACAGCAAAGGCUCUGGUCACACCCAUUGUGGGGAAGGUAGCACCCCCACACACAGCUCCUUUAUGUCAGCGGCUGAGCGCUGAGAGAAAAUUAGAGUCUGGUGGAUGGAAUGACAUUUGUGUUCUGUAGAAAUGUGUCAGGUGAGUGUGCUUCACAACAUCAGAAACCAACUUAAUCCUUAUCCAGAAAAUGUACACAAACAGAGCACAUGCUAUCCAGCAGGUCUUUCAGACAGCUACCAAGCAGAUACAGAAAGGCAUAGGUUACAACAUCAUGGGCUAAAGGUGGAGAAAGAGCACCACUGUCGUGUGCAGUGCAUAGCACUUCAGUUAAAUGGGCACUGCAUAAACUCUCCUCUGUUUUGCAGUCCAUCUACAGGAUGCUGAGGUUGGUGCUUUUCCAGAAAGCACUGCAGAGGUUUUGCGAGUUGCCUGUUGCAAAUACAAUAUCCCUCGGGCCUAAGGGGUUUUGUGGAGGCCACCUGGGACUGCCACCCUGUGUUUCCCACUCAGGCAGCCAGCAAAACCUGCCCAGCCCCUGGAGUGCCUAUCUAGAGGUCAGCAUGCUGCUGUGGUCUAACAAAGCUGCUAAACAGCUCAACAUAACUGCCAUUUGCUCCUGUUAUCUUGAGUCCUCUCCUUGCCCCAGGAGCUCUUCUAGCAUUCUCAAGAAUUCCUAGGAGAUAGGAAAUCAUCUUUUCCAAAUGAAACAUUUUGGUUUUGUUUUUUUUUUUUUUUUUUUUUUUUUUUUUCCAGCAGAUAUCAUGAGCUGAAGAUGAAACUCCAUAGCUGAAAUUCCUUGCCACAUAAGCCCAGCUGCUUUUGAAGAUGUAAUUCAUUGCAAGCCCGAAAGGUAUGAUCAUAAGACCAAGAAGAGGAAGUUAUCAAAGAUAUGACCAGUGCAUCCCUUAAUUGGAGGACACAUGAUGUAGCCCAGCACAGUGCUGAUGUAAAAGGACUCUGACGCAGCACACUCUUUUUAUUGCUGGUAUUGGUAGAGACACCAUCACUCACACCGCAGCCUGAUCAUACGACAGUGGGCGCUGCCUGGUAAUGUAUUUUCCUCUGUAAUUCAGAUUCGCAUAGCAGCUAUUCUGAGGGUGAAAAAGCAUUGACUACUUUUUUUCUCAGUUGCUUGCUUCUUGUUGCUACCAUGGAGGCUGUUACUAUGAACAUCUGGACUAUUUCAGAGGGCAGGUAUGUCUCAAAGUGUGAGACCCACUGGGAGAAGGAUGAAAAAAGGUACACGGAUGGUGAAAAGAUCUGUUGCUCACACUGUUAGAUAGAAGUUAAGCUCUAAAUUCUAAGAGCCUGGCAAAGCAUUAAAAAUCUUAUGUAAUAUUAACUGUGUAUUACAAAUACAUCUUUGCUCAGUGCAGGAGCAAAAGGUAGUUAAAAUGUUUCUGUUUAUUUCAAACUGUGCUUAUUUAAUAAAUAUUCUUCCUAGAAAUCUCUAGAAGCUUUGGUUCAUGAGUCAAUAGUGGCUUCUGGGUGCAAACGGUAAGCAAUAAGGAAACAGUGAAAGUAUAGAUACCUCUUCAUAGUGCAAGCUCUUACUUAAAAUGAAUUCCCUUUAUGUGGCGUCUGUCCUGACAGCAAUUUCCAUCAUGUUAGUUCUUCAGUUAUAUAAUCUUCCUACCAUUAAAAUUUCAAAGAUGGGUCUUGCUGCUGCUUGACCCAGCCUGUGUGGAGGAGCACAGAGAACUCUGCAUGGACUCCGGUGGGAGCUGGAACUGGGAAUACCCUCUGCUUUUCCACCGCAGCCUGUCAUCUGUGGUCAUCAGACGCUAAAGAAGCUCAGCCAGCAGAGCCGAGUAGGACCAGACAUUUGUAACAAUGUUAUUAACAAAUAGCAAUGGUAUUUUACACAGGCACGAGAUGCGGUUGUUGGUUGCAGUCCUGUUCUUGAUGCAAGCAGCUGCAAACUCAGAUGAUGUCACCACGAGUCCAAAGACUGUAAAUCCAGAGACAUUCAUGAAUGUUAGCCAAGUGAUCUGCUACAGAAUGUACCCCAGCGAGGAGUAUGAAAUCCUCACUCGUGAUGGUUACUAUGUCAAACUGAACAGAAUUCCUCAUGGGAGAGAAUAUCCUAGGAACACAGGCCCCAGACCUGUUGUGUUUCUUCAGCAUGGGCUACUUGGUGAUAGCAGCAACUGGGUCGAAAAUCUGGCUAACAACAGCCUUGGCUUCAUACUAGCAGAUUCUGGCUAUGAUGUGUGGCUGGGAAACAGUCGGGGAACACGCUGUUCCCAAAGACACCAGCGUCUUUCCCCUGACCAGACUGAAUUCUGGGAUUUCAGCUUCCACGAAAUGGCCAUAUAUGACCUCCCAGCAAUGAUCAACUUUGUCCUGCAGAAAACUGGCCAGAAGCAGCUGUACUAUGUGGGCUACUCUCAGGGUGCCACUAUCGCAUUCAUAGCAUUUUCAUCCAUGCCAGAACUGGCUCAGAAAAUCAAAACUUUUUUUGCCCUGGCUCCAGUAGUGACAAUGAAGCACGUUAAAAGUCCUGUCUUGAAAAUGUCGUUCCUUUUUAACGGAAAACCCGAUAUGCUUCAGAUCCUACUGGGCAAGACAGAUGCUUCACUGAGGAUGAGGAAACUGUGGAGAUUUCUUCCCAACCUGUGCAGGCACCCGCUCCUGCACAAGCCCUGUGCCAACCUAUUUUUCCUGCUGGGUGGCUUCAAUGAGAAGAACCUCAACAUGACCCGGCUAGAUGUGUACACAGCCCACUAUCCUGAUGGUACGUCUGUCAAAAACAUAAUACACUGGACACAGGUGAAGACAUCAGGAGAGUUUAAAGCUUUCGACUACGGCAGCAAAAACCAAGCUGUGUACCACCAGGAGAAACCUCCCUACUACCAGUUGGAGAAGAUGCCUGUGCCCACAGCAGUGUGGUCAGGGGGUGAGGACUGGGUAGCUGACCAGAGGGACAUCCUCCUGCUGCUGCCACGCAUCACCCACCUCAUCUCCUACAUACACAUCACUGAUUGGAACCACUGGGACUUCAUCUGGGGCCUGGACAGCCCUGAACGCCUCUACAGCUGCAUCGUGGCUAUGGUGAAAGGGUCCCAGUAGCACAAGGCCCAGCUCAGCAGUGCCCCGAGGAAGCAGGGGGGGAUGUGAUCGGUCCCCAAUAGUGGUACACUGGGGAUGGCUGAGCCAAAUUCUUCUGGGCUGCAUCAGGGGGUGCUGGGAGGGGCCCUGGCCCUGCUCAUGGCUGGGGGCUCGAGUGGGGUGCGGAGAGCCCUCUUCACCAGGGCUGGGUCACGGUUCCUCUGCUGUGCAGUGGUGCUCUGCAUGUUCCCACUCUGCUGAAAAACGUGCAAAAACACGGUGCUCCCUCCUCCUCAGCACCCCCCUUUCCCCCCCUCAAAAAAAACCCCACAAAACACAACAGAAAUAAGAACUUGAAGGGGAUUUUUUGUGCAUUGCCGG
Molecule: messenger RNA, 6920 nt
Organism: Phasianus colchicus (ring-necked pheasant)
Lineage: Eukaryota; Metazoa; Chordata; Aves; Galliformes; Phasianidae
Product: lipase member M-like
Molecular function (GO): hydrolase activity, acting on ester bonds
Source: RefSeq, a predicted model, not a curated record